AUGUUAAAAUUGAAUGUGACAUUAUCAAGAAAAGUGCAGGUGAAAGAAGAGAUGAAGGCUGAUUAUCUUGAUACAAUUGCACGCCUUGAAUCUGUUAUUGCUCAGCUUCAGGAAGAAAAGCCACCAACGAUCUCAAAUGUUAAGGACAGUUCCAUAUUGUCAUCCUGUCGAAUUGAUGAUUCUGAAACAGAAGACGUGGAAGUUGCUUUAUUGACUGAAGAGCUUAAUGAGAAACGUGUAGCUCAGCUCAGUUGA
Trichobilharzia regenti is the source of this 255-nucleotide messenger RNA. Lineage: Eukaryota; Metazoa; Platyhelminthes; Trematoda; Strigeidida; Schistosomatidae. The record is from the annotation of a GenBank genome assembly.